Messenger RNA from Aspergillus ochraceoroseus IBT 24754, 2518 nucleotides. RefSeq lists its product as uncharacterized. The coding region runs from base 385 to 2436 and encodes 683 amino acids. The transcript has 6 exons. NCBI's taxonomy places the organism in Eukaryota, Fungi, Ascomycota, Eurotiomycetes, Eurotiales, Aspergillaceae. The record is from RefSeq and is a predicted model, not a curated record.
GAUGAUAGUACAGGUUUAACGAAAUGAUGCCAAACCACGAUAUUCCUCUCUUGGGCAAGCGCUGAAGAGAAGACUUCAAUAGCUUAACAGUCCGGUCGCAAGUGAUAAAAUGACGACUAGUCUCCUAAUCUGCUAGUAUUUAUCGUCUUACGAGGUCCGGACGCUCCACGGGACCAAUCCCUGAGCACGCAUCAGCAUGGGUGUACCUAUCGUAUCAUAUCCCUGCCCCCCCUACAAUGAAAGAAAUUUUCUUUAACUUUAACUCUUCCUUAGGCUGUGAACAGUCUCCCGACCGUUGUGGGACGAGCAGUUGGUGAUCCUUCUGCCGGAAUAUCUGGUUUCUUUCAGCAGUCGCUGGAUGCCGACUUUUCCUUUGAUGCUGUAAUGUGGGAUGAGCCCGAGCCGGCAAUGUCCUUAACAGCCGAAACGACCAGGGCCAGAAGUGACAGGCCUGCGGCUGCAGGUGCACUGAACCCGCCACCCCCGCUACCAAGCGUAGUGGUAACUGCUGACGACGAAGAGACCUGGUUUGACUCGAUUCCUCCUGCAACGUUGGAGGAUGGAAUGCAGAACCUAGAUUCAACCCUGGGUACACAGCGCCAGUAUUCGACUGUGUACCUGGGGGAUCGAAGAUCAUCAUCAUCAACAUCACCAUCGUCGAGGUUUGAUCUGCAAAGCCAUGGAAUGAUCUCGCCGAUUUCUGCCCUGUCUUCGAGCUCACAGGAGACAGAACCAUGGAAUAUAUCCGUCUUCAACGAACAAGGUUCUCUUAACAGUAGCUACAGCACCACAACCUUGGAAUCAUAUUAUUUAUCUCCCAGCACAUUUCCAAUGGCACGAGCCACCUCUUCUUCAACAUCGUUUCAGUACAUUAGCCCGACCAUGUCGCGCAGGUCGUCGUCAAGUGGUUCAUCGUCUUCCUGGGCUGUAGCAACGCCGGGCUCGGAGAGCAAUGCGUCCAUAGCAUUCGACGAGGAACCAGGGAAUGUUAAGACAGAAGUACCAGCACAACUUCCAAACGUCAUACCCGAUGCCCCUCGCGGCCCCUGUAGUAGGGAAUGGCAUCUUCCACCGAGAACUAGGAGAAAACGAAAACCAAAAGCUAGAAACACUCCCAAGAAGCAGUACCGAAGACCCAACAAUUCUCGCCGCCGUGGCCCAUUCAAAGAUGACGAUAAGCGGUUGAAUACAGCUCUUACUAGAAAAUUGAGGGGUUGCAUUCGAUGUCGAAUGAUGCGAAUUCGGUGCGAACCCGACAAAAAGAACCCAGGUGGUGAUUGCCUAACGUGCAAACGUACACAUAAUCCUAAGGCCCCUAGCAUCCGACAAAUACCCUGCCUUCGCUGGAUCAUCACCGACGUGUCUCUAUACCGAGAACAGGUUAAGCCGUGCCAACUGUUCAGCAGGCGGUGGCAAAGUAUGGAUAUAGUGAACAUAACUGACUGGGGGUCGACUGAGACCAAGACUAUAACGCUAUCGCAGAUUUACCUUGAUGCACCAUAUACCGUUUCGGUCAGGCAGUUUGUACCAGUGGAAGGUGAUAUGCUAGAAUUCAAAUGGAUGUCAGGCUCCGUCGUCAGGCAUCAUAGAGUACCCGCCUACGCGCUUGCUGACAUGGAGGAAGCGGCAAAAACACUGGUGGAUUUUACAUCCUAUUACAUACCACAUUAUAUCCUUCAAACGGUUGGAAGAUUGGAUCUUUUGAUCUGGGGAACAUAUUAUUUUGCCUUUCACUAUCAGAAAAAAGCAAAAACACCCAGAGAGCAAAAGCUGAUUCAUAACUGCUUGAGGUUCUGGGUUGCUUGUCGCAAAACCAGCCAUCCUGAACGUAUUUAUUCGUCUGAAAACCAUGGCGGUGACAUCGUCAAUGACCCAGGAAGCCCGUUUUAUAAUGUGGUGCCCAUGCCGCCCAUAAUGAUAGCGCAAAUGGAAUGUAUCAUGUAUACCAAGGUCCUCCGUCCAAUCAGUCAGCAACUGCUGUCCGAUAUGAAGGACCUUAUUAUGGAAAACAAACGGGAGAACUGGCUGACCACCUAUCUAACCCUAUUUAUAUUACUACACAGCUGCGCUAUGCUGACGAGACGGGACUGGGAGACAGCCCGCCAGUUCAAUUUAAAGGAUGAGUACGCAAACCCCAUGAGUAUUCAAGGAAUGCAGAAUGGCAUGCAUAUCCUUCUCGCCCACUUUCACUACCUCAACAAAGGUGUCUCACCUUUCCACAUGACCUAUGACGAGAAAGCGCUGCGGGAGUUAGCAAGUGCUGCAGAAUUGGAUAAAGAGCAACUCGAGUUCAUCAAGUUCACCUCCGGGCUGGUCAAAACCCCUGGAAGAGACACGUACGUAGCGAAUAUCCGGGCAAAUAGAGAUUUUGGAGAUCAUUUGUACUGGGUUUCGCAGUUGUAUGAUUCUGAAUGGAAGCCUGGGCCUACCGCUUAGAUUUGGGUGGUUUUCAUUGCCAGGUACUGUGAGAUAGUGAAGAUAUAAUAAUAGAUAACAUUCUGUUCAUCGUCAUAAUAAA